This is a messenger RNA of Acanthosepion pharaonis, 1596 nucleotides long. Lineage: Eukaryota; Metazoa; Mollusca; Cephalopoda; Sepiida; Sepiidae. The record is from the annotation of a GenBank genome assembly.
AUGUCACGUAUCUAUCUAUCUAUCUAUCUAUCUAUCUAUCUAUCUAUCUAUCUAUCUAUCACAUUCUUCUGUUCGUUUCUAUCUAUCUAUCUAUCUAUCUAUCUAUCACAUUCUGAUCAGAUCUAUCUAUCUACCUAUCUAUCAAUAUAUCUAUCUCAUUUUUCGUCAUAUCUAUCUAUCUAUCUAUCGUUAUCAUUCUCUUCAUAUGUAUCACAGUCUGUUCGUAUCUAUCUAUCUAUCUAUCUAUCUAUCUAUCUCAUUCUGUUCAUAUCUAUCUAUCUCAGUCUGUUCACAUCGAUCUAUCUAUCUAUCUAUCUAUCUAUCUAUCUAUCUAUCUAUCUAUCUAUCGUUAUCAUUCUCUUCAUAUGUAUCACAGUCUGUUCGUAUCUAUCUAUCUAUCUCUCUAUCUAUCUAUCUAUCUAUCUCAUUCUGUUCAUAUCUAUCUAUCUAUCUAUCUAUCUAUCUAUCAAAUCCCAUCUAUCUAUCUAUCUAUCAUUCAUCUAUUCUAUCUAUCUAUCUAUCUAUCUAUCUAUCUAUCGUUAUCAUUCUCUUCAUAUCUAUCAUCAGUCUGUUCGUCUAUCUAUCUAUCUAUCUAUCUAUCCCAUAUCUAUCUGUCUAUUGAUCCCAUUCUAUCUCAUUCUGUUCAUAUACAUAUCUAUCUCAGUCUGUUCACCCAUUCAUAUCUAUCUAUUGAUUCUAUCUAUCUAUCUAUCUAUCUAUCUAUCUAUCUAUCUAUCUAUCUAUCUAUCUAUCAAAUGUUCAUUCAUAUCUAUCUUAUCUAAGCCCAUCUAUCUAUCUAUCUAUCUAUCUAUUGAUCUAUCAAAUUCAUAUCUAUCUAUUGAAGCCCAUUCGUUCAUCUAUCUAUCUAUUGAAGCCCAUUCUAUUCAUCUAUUCUAUCUAUCUAUCUAUCUAUCUAUCUAUCUAUCUAUCUAUCUAUCUAUCUAUCUGUCAAAUCCCAUUCAUAUCUAUCUAUCUAAGCCCAUUCGUAUCUAUCUAUCUAUUGAAGCCCAUUCGUAUCUAUCUAUCUAUCUAUCUGAGCCCAUACAUAUCUAUCUAUCUAGUUCAUAUGUAUCUAUCUAUCUAUCUAUCUAUCUAUCUAUCUAUCUAUCUAUCUAUCUGUCAAAUCCCAUUCAUUCAUUCUAUCUAUCUAUCUAUCUAUCUAUCUAUCUAUCUAUUGAAGCCUAUUCUAUCUAUCUAUCUAUCUAUCUGAGCCCAUAUCAUCUAUCUAUCUAUGUAUCUAUUGAAGCUAUCAUUUCAUAUCUAUCUAUUGAAGCUAGUUCAUAUCUAUCUAUCUAUCUAUCUAUCUAUCUAUCUAUCUAUCUAUCUAUCUCAUUCUGUUCAUAUCUAUCUAUCUCAGUCUGUUCACAUCGAUCUAUCUAUCUAUCUAUCUAUCUAUCUAUCAAAGGGCGGAUGAUCCUUCUUUCGCAGUCAACAGUCAACAAUCCACCAUUUCAGAAAACAGCGAAUGUCGUUAUAUUCAAUGUUUUUUUCUUUCUCUCUUUACCCAAUUACACAUCUAUUCCUUUUCUCUCUCUCACUCUCUCUCUCUCUCUCUCUCUCUCUCUCUCUCUCUCUCUCUCUCUUAUCGUACGAUAG